Molecule: messenger RNA, 525 nt
Organism: Seminavis robusta
Lineage: Eukaryota; Bacillariophyta; Bacillariophyceae; Naviculales; Naviculaceae
Source: the annotation of a GenBank genome assembly
AUGUUCAUGUCAUUCAGCUAUCUUCCAGAAGAUGGUAGAUACACCAUCGUCUACGAUCAAGCCAAGUUUGACAUUCGUUGUGUGGAAAACCCAGAACAAUUUUGCACCUCAAUCAAGAGUCUGUUCUACAUCAACCAGAUAAUGAGGCCUGAUUUGCAAGCUCAUCGUCAAGGAUUGGGUUACUUGGUGGAAUGUGGUGGCUACGAAUGGGGGCAAGGCAUGGUUGACUUGCAAGCCUAUGUACGUUUGAUGUCGGAGCUCCACAUCGCGUUUCCUCUUCCAGUGCACAGCGUGAAACACUUCAACACGUCCAUGCUCUUCAAUGUCCUCCUGCCAAUCGUCAAGAGGGCCAUACCCGCAGAGAUGCAAGAGAACUUCGAAAUAGGAUGUACUUUUGCCGGCGGCAUGCGACUGGACCAGUUCUACAUGCUCCCUACACCAGAGGCAGCAUCAGAACGAUUCCGUCGUCAAUUGAAGAUUGCAGCCAAGAUUCGGUACGACAAUGAAAGGAUAUUCACCCUGUAG